AAGUAUUCAAGAAUAGAUAAUUCUUUUUAGUUCACAAACUCGUAAAUGGGUGUGUUUUAACAGUACUGAUCGAGCAAGCAUAGGCAGAGUUAAUUUAAAUCAGCUGCAAGCUACAGUCAAUUAGUUUGGUGGGACCGAUUCGUCGUCCGAAUUUUGUUAAUUGUUUUAUUUUUAAGUUGUAAUAGUUUAAGUUUGUUUUUGACUAUUUAAAAAUGGUGAUUAAAGUGUAUACGUCAGGAAUCUCUGGCAAUAAAGAGGUUAAGAAAAGGCAGCAACGAAUCAUGAUGAUUUUGGACAGUAAAGGAAUAAACUAUGAAGCUAUUGACAUCACUGAACCUGGAAGGGAACUUGAUAAACACUUUAUGCAAGACAACGCCAAAGCAAAAGAUUCUAAGCACCCGUUACCCCCUCAGAUCUUCAAUGAAGAGGACUACUGUGGAGAUUAUGAAGGAUUCGAUCUGGCUAACGAAAAUGAUGUUCUCGAAGCCUUUCUGAAACUUCCCCUUCCAGCAACACCUGUUAUUGAGCCUCCUCCUGUCGUCAACGGAACGCAUUACAAUGAAAAGGAUACUGAUGGUAUUACACCAGAUAAUGAAAGGAAUGAAGAUAUUAUAAAUGCAUUAGUACCAAACACAGUUGAUUCCGAUAAAACAGAUGAUGAGGUGGAGGAAAUUAUCGAAGAACCAGUAGAGGAAGAAGUUAUCGAGGAACCAGAGGUUGUUGAGGAAGAGGUGGUGGAAGAGGUCGAAGAACCAGUUCAUGGAUUCUGCUAUACGCCCGCAUUGGCUAAGAGAUUAGAGAAAGCUUUGAGAGCGAAGAUUAAGAAAAUCCGCCCUAAAUCUGUUCAUGGCUUUUGCUAUACUCCAUCUCUAGCGACCCGUCUUACAAAGGCUUUAGAGAAAGCCUUCUUGAGGAAGAAAGCAGAGGAGGAAAAAAAAGAAGAUAUAAACGAUAAAGAUGUGAUGGAUGUGGAUAAUAAAGAGACUGACUCAGCAGUAAAUGAUGAUCGGGAAAUGGACGGAGGAAACGAUCAAAAGAACGGAGAUGAUGGAGGUGACGGAGACGUCGGAGGCGAUGGAGAUGCUGAAUAAGAACUGUUUUUACAUUUUAUAAUGCUGUUUAAAUUACACUGCAAUAAUGAUAUAUAUUUAUGCUAUGAAAAGAAGUGCAUUAUUAUAAAGACACACUGAACUAUAUUGUUUAUUUUAUCAUAUUAUAUAUUUUAUUUAUAAUUCAAUUUUAUACAUUUAUUAAUUGUGAUAUGAUUGCUGUAAGGUAAAGGCAAUGCAAUAGAAAUAGUAUGCUCUCCAUAAUCCGGCAGGUAUUAAACCAAACUAAAAAAACAAGUAUUUUGAAAAUCGAUUAAAAAAAAUUUCAACAUAAUAUUUAAAUUUGUUUCUUUAAUUAAUUAAAGAAUUUAAUACAUAAAAAGUUUUAAAAUUAACUGUGCAAAAUAUAUUUAUUAUUUAUUUUACUAAAGAAAAUAAUUUUUUUUUCUUCUAAUUUUAUACCACUUGAGAAAAUAAAGCUGGAUUACAAAGAGUGUACUGUAUUCAAUUUUUAUAUCCAUAAGAAGUGCUCUAGCUAAUUUGGAACUGAUUGAUUCAGUUGAUCUGUAUUCUUUGUUUUUGUUUUGUUUUUUUUGAUUUAUUUUAAAAGUAUGGUACUCAGUAUUAUGUAUUUUCUGGUAAAUCAGGAAUCCUGUUUUAUUCUUCUUUAAGGAUUGUUUUUCUUGUUAUGAAUUUUUCAAUCUGUUUUAUGUGGUUUGUAUUGAUUCAUAAAACAGAAUAAUUAUUUAGAUGUUAACGUAAACAUUUGUGAAGAUAAUUACAAUUUUUAGAACAGUACAAAAACGAAAGUAUUGAUUAUAUUUAUUAACAUUAGUAUCUGCCUAGAUUGAAUUAAAAAAAAGAAAUGAAUAAUUUUUGGUAAAGUCCAAUUUAAUAUUUUUUUUUAGAAAGGUAUUUAAUAUAUGGCUUAUUUAAAUAGAUUUUUCAGUUAUUAAGAGGUGUUAGCAAAGUUUAUUUUAUUUUUUGCUUUGAUAUUACCUUUCUAAAAAAAUGACUGAUUCAUUUAGGCUACGUCUUUACAUAAAUUACCAUUUGUGUCGUUCUAGUGAAAAUUGUAUAAAGAGCUUUUUUUUAUUGUUAGUGAUCCAUAAAUUUAUCUGUAUAGUUUCAUCGACGUGAUUGAGAUCCUUAUGGAAAUAGACUUAGACAAUUAAAGUUUGCCAUGACACUAAGUCUGCUCUUAACAUUAUUGUGAACUAUACUUUCAAAUAACACCAUCAUCGAGCUUUGUAUAUAAGCUAACUCAUAAUAUUUUUAAGCUAUUGCUUUUCUUUACACAAAAUUAUUUCAUUUUAUCUAUUUUUUUAAUAUAUAAUAAAUUAUAUGUUAUAGUUAA
This is a messenger RNA of Nezara viridula (southern green stink bug), 2406 nucleotides long. The record is from the annotation of a GenBank genome assembly. NCBI's taxonomy places the organism in Eukaryota, Metazoa, Arthropoda, Insecta, Hemiptera, Pentatomidae.